Molecule: messenger RNA, 2425 nt
Organism: Carlito syrichta (Philippine tarsier)
Lineage: Eukaryota; Metazoa; Chordata; Mammalia; Primates; Tarsiidae
Gene: MKS1
Product: Meckel syndrome, type 1
Exons: 18
Coding region: 132-1811 (559 amino acids)
Biological process (GO): cilium assembly
Cellular component (GO): MKS complex
Source: RefSeq, a predicted model, not a curated record
CUACGUGGACGCGACGAGAACAGCGCGUUGCGCGCGCAGCUUCUCCGCCGCCUCUCGAAGCCAGCGUCUCCGUUGCCAGGGAAACUGGGGCGGCGCGCUUUCCGGUGCAGUCGCGGCGCGUCGCAGCUGUCAUGGCGGAGACGGUCUGGAGCACGGACACGGGGGAGGCCGUAUAUCGCUCCCGGGACCCCGUGCGCAACUUGCGCCUCCGAGUCCACCUGCAAAGAAUCACAUCAAGCAACUUUCUUCAUUAUCAACCUGCUGCCCAGCUCGGGAAGGACCUCAUAGACUUGGCCACUUUUAGGUCUCACCCAACUGCCAGUGGACACCGCCCAGAUGAAGAUGAAGAGGAAGAGGCUGUGAUUGGGUGGCAGGAGAAGCUCUUCAGCCAGUUUGAAGUAGAUCUGUACCAAAAUGAAGUUGCCUGUCAGAGCCCUUUGGAUUAUCAGUACCGCCAAGAGAUUCUGAAGCUGGAGAAUUCAGGUGGCAGGAAGAACCGACGAAUCUUUACCUAUACUGACUCUGACAGAUACACCAAUUUGGAGGAGCACUGUCAGAAAAUGACCACUGUAGCCAGCGAGGUGCCAUCAUUCUUGGUGGAGCGAAUGGCAAAUGUCAGGCGGCGACGGCAGGACAGGCGAGGAGUGGAGGGCAGCAUCCUCAAGUCACGCAUCAUCACCUGGGAACCCUCAGAAGAGUUUGUCAGAAACAACCAUGUCCUUAAUACCCCUCUUCAGACAAUGUACAUCAUGGCGGACCUGGGGCCCUAUGGAAAGCUUGGCUAUAAGAUGUAUGAACAUGUUCUCUGUACUCUGAAGGUGGACAGCAAUGGUGUGAUCACAGUAAAACCUGACUUCACGGGCCUCAAAGGACCCUACAGAAUUGAGACAGAGGGAGAGAAGCAGGAACUGUGGAAGUAUACAAUCGACAAUGUGUCCUCUCUCGCACAGCCGGAGGAAGAGGAGCGGGAGCAGCGAGUGUUCAAGGAUCUUUAUGGCCGGCACAAGGAGUAUCUCAGCAGCCUUGUGGGCACUGACUUUGAGAUGACGGUCCCAGGUGCCCUCCGGCUCUUUGUAAAUGGAGAGGUAGUUUCAGCCCAAGGUUAUGAGUAUGACAAUCUCUACGUCCACUUCUUUGUGGAAUUGCCAACUGCUAAUUGGUCAAGCCCAGCAUUCCAGCAGCUUUCAGGAAUAACACAGACCUGUGCCACCAAGUCCCUGGGAAUGGACAAGGUGGCUUACUUCUCCUACCCAUUCACAUUUGAAGCCUUCUUCCUCCACGAGGAUGAAUCUGCUGAUGCUCUCCCAGAGUGGCCAGUGCUCUACUGUGAGGUCCUCUCAUUGGACUUCUGGCAGAGGUACCGUGUGGAAGGCUAUGGGGCUGCAGUGCUGCCUGCCACCCCAGGCUUGCACACCUUGAUGGUCUCCACAUGGAGACCCAUGGAGCUUGGCACAGUGGCUGAGCUGAGGAGGUUUUUCAUUGGCGGUUCUUUGGAGCUAGAGGACCUCUCCUAUGUGCGGAUACCAGGAACCUUCAAGGGGGAGCGUCUGAGCCGCUUUGGACUCCGCACAGAGACUACAGGCAGUGUCACCUUCCGCUUGCACUGUCUGCAGCAGUCCAGGGCCUUCAUGGAAUCGAGCUCCCUCCGGAAAAGGAUGCAGAGUGUGUUAGACCGUCUGGAAGGAUUCAGCCAGCAGAGUUCCGUUCACAAUGUGCUGGAGGCCUUUCGACGAGCCCGGCGCCGCAUGCAGGAGGCCCGGGAAAGCCUCCCCCAGGACCUAGUGAGCCCCUCAGGAGCCUUGGUCUCCUAGUUCACUGCAGCCCUGGCCCAGAGUGCAGGAGGACAAGACGAGGGAUGUCUGAGGCCAAUGCUGUCUUGCCCCUGCCUCAUAAUAGAGACCACACUGGCCUGCUGAGAACUGAAGAGCUGGGAAAUCCCUGGCAGCCCCUCUACCUGGCUUUCUGCAAGGUUUUCUCCCUGACACAUGGAAAUAAAGUCAGGGACCUUGUGGUCCCAUACAGCCCCCCUCUUAGAUUUCAGCUGCUGUCAGUGGGCAUCACAACAAGGCAAGCUUUUUGGUCUGAACCUAGUUUGGGUCUGUCCUUGUCGUAGCCUCUUUUUCUGGCUUGCUUCACAGUUGCAGAAGAUGUCAGGGAUCUGUUGUUCCACAGCCUUUAAAAAUGGAGCCUUCCUUCCAAGACAGAAGGAGGAAGGUGAGGGAGACCUUAAGUCUCUGGCCCUUGAGUCUCAGCCUCCUCUUUCCAGGGCAGCCUCAUUCUACUGCUUAGGGCUUGCUGAGAUUGACAUGUGACUUAUUUCUGGAGUAAAUGAAGGCCAAAGGCAGUGCCCAGUCCUUUCUGCUAGCUGGGAAGUAUCUUUUAUUGUGUUUGUAUUUUUUUACAUAAAACGUUUUAUAUUGAUGGA